GUCACUUCCUGCCGUCAGACAGCCAGUUCGGGCCAGUUCACACUACUGCUGUAGUACUCAGUCUGUCUGAGCUGUCAACACACAGCCUCCACUCUGCCUGUUGCGACAUUUUUCUAUUACACUUAGUCCAUUUUUCUCUUCAACGACGUUUUCCUUCAGAUAACAGCUCCUCUCGUCUCACUAUGACAAGGAGGUGAUCUUCAGAGGUGGUUCUGGGGUUCCAGGUUGGUUUGGUGAGAGAGCAAGCUAACUGCGGGGAACAGGACCGCCUGGGGCAUCGUGUCCCUGGCUCUCAAGUGACUAAGGGAGGGGCUUGGCAUACUGUUCUGCAGCAUGGAGAAGGAAGAUCUGAAGGUCCUCAACAAAGGGGAAGAGGAGGAGAUGGAGCUGCAGGGCUACCGUUUGUGUCGUUGGCGGCUGGCCCUUGUGGGCAUCGGGGUGCUGUGUACAGGGGGCUUCCUCCUCCUGCUGCUCUACUGGAUGCCAGAGUGGUGCGUCAAAUCCACCUGCAACCGUACCACAGCCCGUGAUGCCGAAGUGGUAUUGCUGCGCUCCACAGACGAGUUCCGGCGCUGGUUCCUGGCCAGGGUGCGAGUGAUGCUGGCCCCAGGGAGUAAUCCCUUCCACAGCCUGGAGACCCAGACCACCUCCCCUUCCUCCCUUUCUCUGGCCAACGGACAUACCCCCCACCCCUCUGAUGGCGGCCACGCUCAGGAGCUCAUCAGAAGAUAUGCCGACUACCAGCCCACACAGAUUCGCUAUUUUACCUUCCAUAGCACAAAGUAUUAUUGGAACGAUGGGUUGCAGAACUUUGACGUUUUUACCGGCCUGGAUGAUCUGCAGGUCAGCUGCUCCACCCUCCACUCAGAGCACAGUGCAGGCCUGACCAGGAACCAGCAGGAGUACAGGAGACUGUUCUUCGGAGUGAAUGAAAUUGCAGUGAAAGUGCCUUCUGUUUUCAAGCUGCUUAUCAAAGAGGUACUCAACCCUUUCUACAUCUUCCAGCUCUUCAGCGUGAUCCUGUGGAGUGCCGAUGAGUAUUACUAUUAUGCUGUGGCCAUUCUUUUCAUGUCGGUCAUAUCCAUAGCUACCUCUCUGUACACCAUCAAAAAGCAAUACGUCAUGCUUCACGAUAUGGUGGCAACUCACAGUGUUGUCCGUGUGUCUGUAUGCCGAGCCAGCAAUGAAAUUGAAGAGAUUUUGUCUACUGAUCUGGUGCCGGGUGAUGUGAUGGUCAUCCCCAGCAAUGGGACCAUCAUGCCAUGUGACGCCGUGCUGGUCAGCGGCACCUGCAUCGUCAAUGAAAGCAUGCUCACAGGUGAGAGUGUUCCUGUGACAAAGACCAACCUCCCAAACCCCUUGCCUGGGGAGAGUGGGGAGGAGACUGACAGUGCCUAUAACACAGAGGAGCAUAAGAGACACACACUCUUCUGUGGCACCCACGUCAUCCAGACCCGCUUCUACACAGGCGAACUGGUCAAGGCUGUGGUGGUCCGCACAGGUUUCAGCACAGCCAAAGGCCAGCUGGUGCGCUCCAUACUUUACCCAAAACCUACCGACUUCAAGCUGUACCGUGAUGCCUACCUCUUCCUGUUGUGUCUGGUGGCUGUGGCUGGAAUUGGCUUUGUCUACUCCAUCGUCCUCAGCAUCCUGAACAAGGUGCCAGCUAAGACCAUCAUCAUAGAGUCCCUGGACAUCAUCACCAUCACUGUGCCACCAGCGCUGCCAGCCGCCAUGACAGCUGGCAUUGUGUAUGCCCAGCGACGCCUCAAACACCUUGGCAUUUUCUGCAUCAGCCCACAGAGGAUCAAUAUCUGCGGACAAAUCAACCUGGUUUGCUUUGACAAAACUGGAACUCUGACAGAAGAUGGGUUAGACCUGUGGGGAGUCCAGAGGGUUGAGAAUGGCAGUUUCCACCUGUCAGAGGAAAAUGCAUACAAGGAAAAUCUCGUCAAGUCCCAGUUCGUGGCUUGUAUGGCCACCUGCCACACUCUUACUAAAAUAGAGGGCCAGCUGUCUGGAGACCCGCUGGACCUCAAAAUGUUUGAGGCUACAGGCUGGAUCCUGGAGGAGGCCACUGAGGAGGAAACAUCUCUUCACAACCGUAUCAUGCCCACUGUGGUUCGACCCCCAAAACAGCUGUUGCCCCCAGAGCCUGCCGUAUCACCAGAGCAGGACAUGGAACUGUAUGAGCUCUCGUCCGCGUAUGAGAUAGGUAUUGUGCGCCAGUUUCCCUUUUCCUCAGCACUCCAGAGGAUGUGUGUGGUGGCUCGUCUGCUGGGGGAGAAACGUAUGGAUGCCUACAUGAAGGGGGCGCCAGAGGUGGUGGCUAGUCUCUGCAAGAAAGAGACAGUGCCAGAAAACUUUGCAGAGAUUUUGGAGGGCUACACCAAGCAGGGUUUCAGGGUCAUUGCUCUGGCUCAUCGUCGACUUGAAUCCAAACUCACCUGGCACAAAGUCCAGAACAUCAACAGGGAUCACAUAGAGGCAAACAUGGAGUUCUUGGGUCUGAUCAUCAUGCAAAACAAGCUGAAGGCAGAAACCCCAGCGGUGCUGCAGGACCUCCACCAAGCCAGCAUCCGCACUGUCAUGGUUACUGGUGACAACAUGCUGACCGCCAUCUCUGUGGCCCGGGACUGUGGAAUGAUUCCUCCCAAAGACACAGUCAUCAUUGCUGAUGCCCUCCCUCCCCAUGAUGGACAAGCUGCUAAGAUCACCUGGAGAUACGCCGAGAAGCCGAGCAAGACCUCUCACCUGGAGGAAGUGAACAUCAGUCUGGAGGAAGUGUGCCACGUAGAUGAGCCCAAAACACAAGAGCUGUACCACUUUGCUAUGAACGGAAAAUCGUUUGCUGUCAUCUCCGAGCAUUUCCCUGACAUGCUUCAAAAGCUGGUGCUGCAUGGGACAGUGUUUGCCAGAAUGGCCCCAGACCAGAAAACCCAGCUCAUUGAGGCGCUGCAGGGCGUAGACUACUUUGUGGGGAUGUGUGGAGACGGAGCAAACGACUGUGGGGCUCUAAAGAGGGCUCAUGGGGGCAUCUCUCUGUCAGAGCUCGAGGCCUCAGUAGCCUCUCCCUUCACCUCCAGGACCCCCAACAUCUCCUGUGUCCCCAACCUCAUCAGGGAGGGGCGUGCUGCUCUCAUCACCUCCUUCUGUGUGUUCAAGUUCAUGGCCCUCUACAGCAUCAUCCAGUACAUCAGUGUCACUCUCCUUUACUCUAUCCUCAGUAACCUUGGAGACUUCCAGUUCCUCUUCAUCGAUAUUGCCAUCAUCCUCCUCAUUGUCUUUACUAUGAGUCUGAAUCCAGCGUGGAAAGAACUGGUGUCACGUCGUCCCCCAUCAGGUCUGAUCUCAGGGCCGCUGCUGUUCUCUGUGCUAACCCAGAUCCUCAUCUGCUUGGGCUUCCAGACCAUCACGUUCCUUUGGGUCCGACAGCAGUCCUGGUACACAGUUUGGACACCACUUACAGAUGCCUGCGUCCUGUCAUCACAUGUUAAUGUGUCUGACCACAACGACACAGAAGUGGACGACCACAACAUCCAAAACUACGAAAACACCAGCCUCUUUUAUGUCUCCUCCUUCCAGUAUCUUGUUGUUGCCGUCGUUUUCUCAAAGGGCAAACCCUUCAGGCAGCCUAGCUACAAGAAUUGGCCUUUUGUGCUGUCUGCCCUGAGUUUGUAUGUUUUUCUGCUUUUCCUCCUGUUCCAUCCUGUCAAAAGUAUUGACACGUUUUUAGAGAUUGUUUGUGUUCCAUUUGAAUGGAGGGUAAAACUCUUCCUCAUCAUCUUAGUCAAUGCUGCUGCUUCUGUUUUGGUGGAGACCUUCAUCCUUGACAUCGUCUUAUGGAAGCUUGUGUUCAGCCGAGACAAACAGGGCAGCUUUGGCGUCACUCCUGUCGCUCCGACACCACAGGGUGCCAUUGACCUGCGAGCGUACAAGUGUCUAUCCCGGCUCUGCUGCCCAAGCAAGAUGGCACCCAAGGCUCGCUACAUGCAUCUGGCCCAGGAGCUCAGUGUGGACCCCGACUGGCCUCCAAAGCCAACCACCACCACUGAAGCCAAGUCCCUCCCAGAAAAUGGCUCCUCCUAUCAAAUAAUGACCAACUCCUAGCACCCCCCACAGCCCCUCACAGUAAAAAAAAAUCUAUCCCUUUCAUAUAGGAGACAUGCUAGCAUCUGACACGUGUUCAUUGAAUGCCGAUCCAAAUGAACUGUCAGAGGAUUAUUGCUUGUCAUUACGGUUCACAGAGACUUGCGUCAAAUACUGUAGUUCCAGAGAUGUUGCAAAAUCCUUAGGUUUGCACAUUAAGGUUAAGUUUCAGUUCUCUCAGCACUCUCUCUGGCACAACCACUCGCACGCUCUCAGGUCUCUCUAAUAAAUAUUAUAUAAACAUCAAUAAUUCCAAAAUCCUAAUUGCAAUUUUUGUUCACCAAAGCUGAGCAGCAUUCAACUUGGGGUAGGCUUGGGGGAGGGGUGAUAAGCUAUCUUCUGACAUUCAUGUGCUGUCAGAAUUGUCAUGUAAUAGCGUCUUCAGAUUUCAUUAGCAACCACAGUACAAGAUGUCAAUUUUAGACAAAGAGUAAAAUUGCGGAAUAUCAUGUCUGAGCCUUUCAGAAUGCUCACCGACAAAAAUAGAAUGCGGAGAAAGGAAGAAACAGAUGCUAACCUAGAAGAGGGGUUGUACUUUGGCCAUCUAGUAUGACCCACUGUUACUUAAACUGCGAGUAAGAUAAUUGGUCAAAAAAGAGUGUGGACGAGUUAAAGGAAGAGGGUGAAAGAAGUUUCAAUGAUCUGAUCGUUUAGUUUUUAAAAGCAGCAGCAAGUCCAAUCUAUGUUCGUGUUUCUGAGCAGCCACCACCUUACUUUCAGGACAUUACACAGUUAGUAACUUGUUUCACAGGUCUACCCUGUUGUAGGUGGUGCAGGCUCUGAUUGCUACUAUGUAGUGGUCUUAAAGUGGUUUUAUACAGUUAAUAAACAUAUAUAGUCAUUUAAUGAGCUAGCAUUACCACCUGGCAAGCACUCAUUGAAUUUAUUGAAAGGAUAGCCCCUUGAGAUCUAGCAUCUCAUUUUCAAGGGGGUCCUAUUUGAGAGCAUGGAAUCAUAACCAAAAAAAAAA
Messenger RNA from Sander lucioperca (pikeperch), 5119 nucleotides. It is a transcript of the gene atp13a3, whose product is annotated as ATPase 13A3. Gene Ontology annotation, biological process: intracellular calcium ion homeostasis; polyamine transmembrane transport. NCBI's taxonomy places the organism in Eukaryota, Metazoa, Chordata, Actinopteri, Perciformes, Percidae. Gene Ontology annotation, cellular component: late endosome membrane. The record is from RefSeq and is a predicted model, not a curated record. Bases 334 to 4110 code for a protein of 1258 amino acids. The transcript has 34 exons. Gene Ontology annotation, molecular function: ATP binding; polyamine transmembrane transporter activity; ATPase-coupled monoatomic cation transmembrane transporter activity.